UACAGAUUACCUCAAAUGGCGGUCCUUGUAGAGACCACCCUAGGGGACAUUGUGAUUGAUCUAUAUGUAAAGGAACGUCCGAAAUGCUCACUCAACUUUCUAAAACUGUGUAAAAUGAAAUACUACAAUCUCUGCCAGUUUCACACAAUUGAGCAGAACUAUGUCGCGCAGACUGGUGAUCCAACCGGAACAGGGCGGGGAGGAGAGUCCAUAUUUCAAACUCUAUAUGGAGAGCAAGCCCGAUAUUUUGAGAAGGAAGAUCUUCCAAAGAUGAAACACACCCGAUUAGGUGUUGUUUCAUUUGUCAACAAUGGUAACAAUAUGUUGGGCAGCCAGUUUUUCAUCACUUUGGGAGAGGCCUUGGACUACCUCGAUGAUAAGCACACCAUUUUUGGGCAAGUAACAGAAGGUAUAGAAACAUUGGAAAAACUGAACGAACAGCUAUGUGAUGAAGACCACAGGCCAUACAAAGAUGUCCGAAUAGCGCACACCAUUGUACUCGAUGAUCCCUUUGAAGAUCCCAAGAGGAUAAGGUAUCCAUCGAGAUCACCUUCACCAACAUUUGAAAUGCUCGUCAAGACAAAUCAAAUUGCAUUGGACGAAGAUGUUGAUGACACGCAAGGAAAGACUGCUGAAGAAUUAGCGGAAGAGAUAAAGAAAAGAGAGAUGGCAGAGCAAGCCCAGAUUUUGGAGAUGGUUGGCGAUCUGCGAAGCGCCGAUGAAGCACCACCUGAGAAUGUUCUUUUCGUAUGCAAAUUGAAUCCAGUAACAACUGAUGAAGACUUAGAAAUCAUUUUUAGUCGUUUUGGGAAGAUCAUCAAGUGCGAAGUCAUAAGAGAUCGACGUACACAUCAGUCUCUGCAGUAUGCUUUUAUCGAGUUUGAUGAUCCCAAAAGUUGCGAGCAAGCCUUCUUCAAAAUGGAUAAUGUAUUGAUCGAUGAUAGACGUAUUCAUGUUGAUUUCUCGCAGUCAGUCGCGAAACUUCAUCGAAAGUACAGAGGUAAGUCUUUCGAAAAGUUGUUCUUUCGCCCUAUCGAUCUCCAAAAAGAGAGCAUUUUUCGCCCAAAAGGAAUGGUGAUGAUGAACGCCGUAAAAGAAGAUCCCCUGAACGCAGAAAAGAACGAAGUCCAGAAAGGAGAAGACGAGAAAGAUCGAGAUCAAAUGAGGAUGAUUUACCGCAGAAGUUCCGAAGGAGAAGCCCCGAAAAGUCCAGCCGAAGGAGAUCGAGGAGCAAAGAAGCGCCGAGGAAAGAUCGGUCAAGGAGUAGGGAACGGAUAAAAGAGAAGCCAAGAAGAGACCGAUCAGAUAGCCGAGACAAACGACGACGAAGCAGAGAGCGAAGGUCGAGCAGUACGGAGAGGAAGAAAGAGCGUUCGCGAGCACAUGACAGAUCACGAUCGCCAAGCAGAAAAAAGUAUCGUAAGUAGCGAAUUUUUGUAUUACGUUUUAUACCUCAUGUCGCGGUGUCGAGCCUCAGUACUGGUCUCUGUUGAUUUAUUUGUGAAUACAUGAUUCUUCUU
Messenger RNA from Cylicocyclus nassatus, 1520 nucleotides. Lineage: Eukaryota; Metazoa; Nematoda; Chromadorea; Rhabditida; Strongylidae. The record is from the annotation of a GenBank genome assembly.